CUAAAUGAUUCUCAUUUACCCCAAAGUCUUCUGAAAUUUGUUUUCUUCCAGUUAUGCAAAUUACUGAUAGAUACAAACUUGAUAAAACUUUGGCUCAUACUUUAAACCAGGCCUUGUAAGGGGAGUAUUUAUGUGUAUUUAGUGUGAAAAGUAUCAACAAUUCCAAACAAUGCUUUUUCAAACAAAGCUCACUUUUCAAAUAACAAACAAAGUUGCUAACUUGUUUUGGUUUGAUACUCUGGUCCAGUUUCUGUUGUUGUUCUAAACAAUUCAGCCAUUGUCAUUGCACAGAGAUUUGACAUGAUCAUUGAAAAUUAGUUGAUCAACCAGGAGUCAAAACACCAUCUAGCAUUGUUCAACUUAAAUUGUUAUCUUCGUCUGUUUCUAUGCAUAGUUUGUUAUCUUUCCCUGCCCAUAAGCAAAACAAAUAAAAUUUUCUUCACUUGACAUCCACCUUAUAUUGGUCCUUUCAUUUCGACAAUGAUGAUAUAUCAGCUUGGUCGAUUAGGUCAGGAAUGUUCUCCAAAUGAUAGAUGCUCUCCAUACAGCAGCGACGAGCAACCUUUUUUAUUUUGGGGCCAUAUCCAUGACUUUCAUACCCAGGUAAGGUGGGUCGUUCUAGGACAAGUUUAGCAAAUUUUUUGUUUCAGUGUAACACCUCAACAGGUUUCAACAUAAAAUUAAAACCGUAUAGCAAUGAAGAACUGCAAUCCUCUUGGUUCACCAGGUCUUCUCCCUGGAUCAGGGGUUUGCUCCCAAAUCAGAAUAUCAAGAGAGCUCAAGCUUUGCUGGCAUUUUCAAUUUGUCCCGUGCUCCUUGUUUACCUAUUGUCAUGACUGCUUCAUUUAAUUUCAUUUUUAAUUAUUGACACAGGGUAAAGUUGUCAAUUAUGUAUACAUAAAUUCCUUUCCAAACUGUUCUAUACAAAGAAAAAGAUAAACCCUAUAAAAUUACAAUACGAAUAUACAGCAUAGAAUAACAAACCAGGAAUAAAAAUGGUUCCCUUAUGUCCUGGAGUUUUUAAGACAGUUUUAAUUUUGACCACAUUUUUGGCCACGGACACGUGAAUCUUUUACGAUCAAGUCACUUACUGGCUGCCAGCCAAGUUUCCUACGAUCAAGUCACUUACUGGCUGCCAGCCAAGUUUCCUUAAAAUUCAAAGAUCAGUAGCGUUAUAGGUGCUUUUGGUUACGAUUCUAGCCGCACCAUUUUGUAGUUUCUGUAGCUUUUCUAUUGUAUUUUAUGACUUGUAUGUCUACCAUACCAUAUUUAAUUGGGGCACCUCCCUGUGUAGAUGUUUCUAAUGAUCCUAAAAUGUUCUGUUCAUAAAGUUCAAUGUUAGUUGGCAGUUAAUAUUACGUCGAGAAGAAAUUCGCUGGUUGGCCGGAUUUGGACCGUAGUUUGCAUCGUAAGCUAAUUCGAGUUACCUGUGGCUGUUUCUGGUGAAAUGCAAUUUCUGUGUUCAGGGCAUCAUUUUCAUCACACACGAAAAACACUGGGAUAGCUCGUAUACUUCUGCAAAACAUCGCUACCGGGGCCUUCCGUACAUUCGAAUAAUGGCUAACAUCCUCAUCUUCUUCGAUAAUGAACAAUUUUCAAACUAUUCCAUCCCUUUGGCCCGUUAACACAACCUCAUUAAAAGGUAACGCAGGAUUGAUUUGUAUUUGUAAUUUUUCCUUCAAAUGAUCGUGUGACCUAAAGACUUAUAUACGAUCUCUUUUUCUAUUGGAAGAAACAUUUCCCCAGGCAGGAUAAACUAGAUUCGCGUUAUUAGAUUGGGUUCUACAUCUACAUCUAUAUCUACAUCGAUACUGAGCAGGACCGAGUAUCAGUAUAAUGCUCAGAGUGCAAGAAAAAAUGAAAUAAAAGUUUAAUGGAUAAAAUGUGCUAGAAGAUGCCACUGAUCAAUGGUUAGAUUGAUUGAACAUUUACAUGUCAAAUGAGAGGGUUCAUAAUAUAUCUAUGUUCUCCAUUCCGCCAUACGAUUCGAAGCUGUGAAAGCACUUUCAUGUAACAGCACAUGCGUAACUAGAAACUUCCAAACACGAACCUGAACCUUAAAUAUAUGCAGAGAAGGAUAUUACACGUAUUUGACCUAUACUUUUAUCGCACUAGUUUGCCUUUUAUUUGUUUAUUGUUAGACAUAAUUUCUGUAAGAAAACACACAUGAUUUCUUUUUUCAAAAAACUGCAUUCUAAUAGCGAGGUAAAAAGACAAUUCUAGCCUUUUUUCGGUUCCCAAUAUGGACUAAAGUUGUGGAUAAUUACUUUUUACAUUUUUCAGGCUUUGCUUUGUGAUAUUGAAGUGGUUAUUACGGGCUAGAAUAUAACGAAGUGGCAUUUCUAUUGUUUAUACUAAAUUGAAAUAUUCUUGAUUAUGUUAUCAUGAAGUUAUAUUUCCAAAAACACAACUUAAACCUCAAAAAUAUUUUAGUUUAAUUAUGGAAUGAGGGGUUUUCUUUACUGUAAGUACUGUCAGUACUGUAGUCAUUGGCUAUACCCAAAACGAGGCCGAUUUAGCAUCAGAGCAGUCCUCUAAAAUCACUGUUUUGACGUCACAUUGAAGUUAGUUUACUUUUCUUCAUGUUGCGCUACAUCCCGUCAUUUGCACUUUUAAACUCGUAACAAUUAGUCGCAUAUUUGCAAAAAUGGCAGAUUUUGAGUCGGAUGACGAAUUUGUUACAUCCGGGGACUAUUUAAAGGGCCCAGGAGAAUAUGAUGGAGACAGAAAUGAAGAAGGGGAAAGACAUGGCAACGGCAAGGCGACGUACAGCAAUGGUGAUAAGUAUACAGGGCAGUUUGAGAAAGGCAAGCGUAGUGGUGCUGGGACCUAUCAUUUCAAGAGAGCAAGGUAUUUUGGGGAUUACAAGGACGGUAAACGGGAUGGGAAUGGCGUCAUGAUCUAUCCGGACGGAAGCAAAUACUCUGGAGCUUGGAAAAAUGGAUUGAAAAAUGGCAAGGGAACCUAUACAUUUGUCAACGGAGACGAAUUCGAUGGUGAAUGGCAAAAUGACCUAAAACAUGGGCGUGGUCGGUAUUGCUACAAGGAAACUGGGACUGAAUUUCUAGCAAAAUGGGUUGAAGGACAACAAGUUGGCACUGCACGCUGGGUGCACAAAGAUCAUGAAUACGAGGGUCAUUUCAAAGAAGGCAGUCCGUGCGGAAGAGGCAAAUACUCAUUCAGGACUGGGUGUGAGCUUCAGGGAUAUUACGUCAUUAAGGAUAUCGUGCGGCAGGUAGACAAGAGAAUGGAGCUAGUUGGAAGGGAACCAAUUUGGCAUGCCCAGUUGCUGUCUCAUUCGAUGGCAUCGAAAGAAGUAUGAGAAGAUUGUGUUUGUAUUGAGUAGACUAUGGCUUUUAGAUUAUUACAUAUUCAAAAAGUGUAUUCUCAUACAUAUGUAUAGCUAAUUUAUACUGUUACUGACGAACACGUCAGUGAACUUAAAG
Messenger RNA from Rhopilema esculentum, 3446 nucleotides. RefSeq names its product radial spoke head 1 homolog. Gene Ontology annotation, biological process: axoneme assembly. Gene Ontology annotation, cellular component: motile cilium; nucleus. Lineage: Eukaryota; Metazoa; Cnidaria; Scyphozoa; Rhizostomeae; Rhizostomatidae. The record is from RefSeq and is a predicted model, not a curated record.